Carcharodon carcharias (great white shark) is the source of this 2327-nucleotide messenger RNA. Its product is annotated as stromal cell-derived factor 1-like. The record is from RefSeq and is a predicted model, not a curated record. Gene Ontology annotation, biological process: chemokine-mediated signaling pathway; immune response. Gene Ontology annotation, cellular component: extracellular region. The transcript is spliced from 4 exons. The coding region runs from base 84 to 359 and encodes 91 amino acids. Gene Ontology annotation, molecular function: chemokine activity. Lineage: Eukaryota; Metazoa; Chordata; Chondrichthyes; Lamniformes; Lamnidae.
GUUGCCAAAGGCAUGCUGCUUUUAGAGACAGAUUCAGGCUGAGAUUCUAGUCCUGUGCAAACUCCUCCACAAAACAACGAGCCAUGAUUGCGAAAACGUGUGCAGUGCUACUCCUGCUCCUUGGCACUCUGUGCAUCAAUCUGACACAGGGGAAGCCAACUGCAAUUCUGAACAGGUGUAUGUGCAGAGGUGGAGCAACACAGAUCAACGUGAAAAACAUCAGGGGGCUGCAGGUUAUCCCUGUCCCAAACUGCCCUCUACAACUCAUAGCCACAUUGAAGACUGGAAGGAAGAUUUGCCUGCAUUCCAAAUUUUUGUACCUUUGGGAAAGAAAGCUAAAUAGACAAGCCAAGAACUAAAUGCGAGGGAAGAAUGAAGCCAGCUGGCUGUCCCCGUCCAGAUACUGCGUAUGAGUGCACACUCACACUAAAGAUGCUAUGUGCACAUCUUAUGUUAUUGUUUCUUCGCCAUGCCUGCCUCGAUUGCUUUGCUAGCCACCACACCUCAUUCUCUCAGCCUAUUACAUGCUGAAUCUAGUUAACUGUAGUGUGGUGCACACAUGCGCUUGUCAGCAGUGCUGUUGAUUUUUCAUUUAAAAAAAAAAAAUGAACACCUCCGGGUAUAUUUUACCAUAUACUUACUGCCAACUGACUCCAAGGCAGGCUCUCGGUGUUAGAAAAAUUGACGAGCAAAAAUGUGAUGGAACGAAAGCAGCUACUGGGCAAUAUUAUUUUACAACAGUACCCUUAGCACUUUUUAAAAGUCAUUGGAGAGUCAAGUUUUCCUUUGACGAUAAAUGGCUUAAUCGCGUCCCAAUUAAUGUCCCGAUGAUGAAAUCGAAAAUGGAAGUGCGUGAUUUCUAUGGAUAUCAUUUCAUUUAAAGGUCCUAAGUCACAAAGGUAGAUAAAAUUCAUUGAUGAAGAGUCAUAUGGACUUAAAACGUUAAUUUUGUCUUUCACUCCAGAUGCUGACAGACAUGCUGAGCUUUUCCAGCAAUUUUUGGUUUGUUUCAGAUUUCCAGCAUCCGCAGUAUUUUACUUAUAUCUUAGAUAAGAUUUGCCCUUUAUUUUAGGUAGAAAUCUGACAUGUUGUGCAACUUAUUGGCAGCUUCCAGUGGCAAGAGUAAGUGCUAUAACAGUAUACCAGCAGGCUGAGCAGUACAUUUAGACUCAGGACGUAACAUUUUGAUACUGUCAGGAAUUAAGUCGGCCAUCCAAUAACUUGAUCCCAUCCUCCUCCAUUGUGCAGUGGACCUCAGCAGCCCAAGAGGAUGGGGGUAUGAUGGAGGGCUUUUGCCCAGUGUCACCUUUUGCUUAUCUGCUCGUCUAUGCAUGAGGAUGGCCCAUGCUGACUGGCCUCCCAGCUUCCUCUCUCUGGAGAAGUGUCUGGUCUUUCCCUGGUGUCUCCCAAUGAUGCAGUAUGGCUCAGGUUUAGGGACUCACCACCUGGGAAAUCGUUUAACUUCCACUCCACAGCAUGAGCUGGUUCAAAUGCUCCAGAGCAAUGGGCGAGUUAUCCUGGAUCAGCCUUACCUGUCUAAACAGCAGCAUCCAGGAUUUGAUCUCUUUUAAACAAUCCCUCUGGCUGGAGGAGCUUUUUGGAGUGGCAGACUGAGAGGAUCCUACUAUCAGUCAUUUAAAAAAUGGCUGUAAUCUCCCUGACCUUUAGUCAGUAAUACUGAACCACCAUUGGUUAAAUACCUUUGUAAAGCAUUAAGGCUGGCGGAUGAAAACUAUUCUUUAAAUUUGCUAAUGGUGUUCAAAGCUGCCACCAGAGUAUAUUGUAAGCUCAUUAAUAGAUUUUUUUUUUGUACAUAGCACUAACCCUAACCAUGGUGGUUUACUAACCAUUGCUUCUUUCAUGAGCGAGAUGGUUUUUGAAAACAAUUUCAAAGUGACUAUCUAGCAGAAAUCCAACUUUAGACUUCUAAUGUUCCGAAACGAGGUUGUCAUGAGGAAGUACUGAUGUCUGUAUUUUGGCAAGUGUCUGUUUUUGUCAUUUCCCACAAAAUGUGAAAAUUUAACAAGAAGCUGUCUUCACGGAAAAACAUUCGGCAACAUAUUCUUCUUGGAAAGGCAGCAAUCCCGUCAAAUGUUUGUCCCUGUCCUGUUGCGCGCAUGUGAUGUGUAGCGACUGAUGUAUGUCAUUUCACUGUAUAUUUCAAGAUGAGAUGUUAUUACCUCUUUUAAAAGGAAGUUCAAUGUAAUUGAAACUAUCACGUUUGACUUGUUGAAAUACACUAUUGACUACUUUGUUUUAUACUGUUUCUUUGUAACAUUUUAAGAGGCCUUUUUUUUAACAGAAUAAACUUUGUUAAAAUUUCAAAA